Molecule: messenger RNA, 995 nt
Organism: Chrysochloris asiatica (Cape golden mole)
Lineage: Eukaryota; Metazoa; Chordata; Mammalia; Afrosoricida; Chrysochloridae
Gene: OXNAD1
Product: oxidoreductase NAD-binding domain containing 1
Exons: 7
Coding region: 36-956 (306 amino acids)
Cellular component (GO): mitochondrion
Molecular function (GO): oxidoreductase activity
Source: RefSeq, a predicted model, not a curated record
UUUGUUCAGGAAGUGCCGUGGUCUGUGCUGCUGCCAUGAUACUUGGGUUGUUGCGAGGCUCUGUUGGCGCCAUCUACAAUCAGUCUACUUUGUCGGGACAGACACCUAGGUCUUUGCGUCACCUUACUCUAACUAGCGUUAUGAAAUCCAAAAGGAAAAGUGAUCACAUGGAGAGAACUGCAAAUGUCGUUCGCCGGGAGGUUGUGUCCACUGCUAAGGUGUGUGGAGCUGCUACAGAGUCGCCCUCAGUGAAAAGGCUUCGCCUCCUGGUUACUGACAAAGAUUUUUCAUUUAAAGCUGGCCAAUGGGUUGAUUUCUUUAUCCCAGGAGUCUCUGUGGUCGGUGGGUUCUCAAUAUGCUCAAGCCCCAGACUACUAGAACAAGAGAGAAUAAUAGAAUUGGCAGUGAAAUAUACGAAUCACCCACCUGCUAUCUGGAUUCACAACCAGUGUACACUUGACUCUGAAGUGGCUCUGAGAGUGGGUGGAGAGUUCUUCUUUGACCCUCAGCCCAUGGAAGCCUCUAGAAACCUUGUGUUGAUUGCUGGAGGAGUAGGAAUUAACCCCCUGCUUUCCAUUCUGCGGCAUGCGGCAGACCUCCACAGAGAGCGAACAAACAAAGGAAGUGGAUACGAGAUAGGAACAAUAAAACUAUUCUACAGUGCAAAAAAUACCAGCGAACUCCUAUUUAAGAAAAAUAUUCUCGAUUUAGUAAAUGAAUUUCCUGAGAAGAUUGCAUGCAGUUUGCAUGUUACAAAACAGACUACACAAAUCACUGCCGAACUCAAGCCAUACAUCACGGAAGGAAGAAUAAUGGAGAAUGAGAUAAGAGAUCACAUUUCAAAAGACACUGUAUUCUAUUUAUGCGGCCCACCUCCAAUGACGGACUUCUUCUCCAAGCAACUUGAAAACAGCCAUGUUCCCAAAGAACACAUUUGCUUUGAGAAGUGGUGGUAGGGAAUGGGAAAAGGCAGAAAAGACAAAAGAUGUCAAAUC